CAUUCUGAUCGGAAAAGGCGGCGGGCACCUUGUUUCGGCGCACUCUUAAAUAAUCCAACAAAUAUUUUGUUAAAAUUUCUCAGGAAUAAUGAAUAGCAUUGGCAAAGACUGUGACGAGCUGAAGAAGCAGUACGAUGCCUGCUUCAACAGCUGGUUCUCGGAGCAGUUCCUCAAGGGCCGGACGGAUGACUCGGCAUGCGCGCCAAUCUUCCGGGUUUAUCAGGAGUGCGUCAAGCGCGCCAUGCUGGAGCAGAAGAUAGACCUCAGCAAGAUCGGAGCGGAGUACAGCACGCGGUCCGAGUACGAAAGCGCUGGCAGCAGUGCUGCCGGUGGCAAGCAGCCGGGCAGCAAGAGUUGACCCCUAACCCCGGUCGGAGAUACUACUAAUGUCCAGGAACCGGGCCCUGCCAGCGGCCACGACGAGCCCCGGCACAAGCGAGGGGGAACGGUCUAAGAAAGACCACAUACCCGUACCAGAAGAUGCUUUUGUUACGUUAUAUGAUUCCUAAUCAAUAUCCCUAGACCUUAUGUAAAUUUCGUAGUGAAUGUGCGGUAGUUAUCCAUUAAGUUCAAGCUCGCACUCUGUGCAUAAAUGCAAUAAAAUUUGUUGUAUAUUUAAAUAUUUAAA
Drosophila serrata is the source of this 628-nucleotide messenger RNA. Its product is annotated as TP53-regulated inhibitor of apoptosis 1-A-like. Gene Ontology annotation, molecular function: phosphatidic acid transfer activity. NCBI's taxonomy places the organism in Eukaryota, Metazoa, Arthropoda, Insecta, Diptera, Drosophilidae. Gene Ontology annotation, cellular component: mitochondrial intermembrane space; nucleus; cytosol. Gene Ontology annotation, biological process: phospholipid translocation. The record is from RefSeq and is a predicted model, not a curated record.